AUUCUCGACUGAAAACCAUGGACCCGCCGUUCUCUACAGACACCACUCUUCGGAGCUGGCCAGACACCACUCUUCGGAGCUGGCCAGUGGCAGAGGAUGAGCUCCCAGUCGCUUUCGAAUGCAACAAUCAAUUGAGAAGCCCCGAAUCCGACAUUCAAACAUUUCUGGCCGUCGACUUGCAGACGCCAAGACUCAACAGCCUCCGUCAAUACUUGUGGCUAGCAGGACUCAUGCAGCCCGCCCGCUCACUUCACAGGCAACAGCUGUUAGGAAGGGUUAUAUGCAUUACAGAGAGGCCCCAAGAACACCUCGUCUGGCAUGAGAACUCAAUGUUUAUAAAGCCACUACCUGAGUACCUCCUGAGCUUCAAAUUCUGGUCGAUCAACAUCUGCCCACACGAAGCAUUAUAUCGCAGUGCUCUCGGGCUUCUGUGGUCGUACACAUGGCUUAUCCGCUCUAAAUCCGAUCUCAAGAUUGCCCAUGAGACCGGCUUGUUGCCUGCCGCCGUCGACUGGCCCAUCUGGACCCUCCUAACACAACAAAUUCUGAAAGAGAACCACGAGCAGCUAUGGCGCGACAUCGACCAGCGCUAUACGUACGGCGAGCUCCGCCUCUCCCGUCUCAACACCCUCGCUCGUCUCGGUUUCGCCGGCUUCUCGCUGCGAAACGCGGUCCGCGGCUAUAUGACGGGCUCCCAGAGAUACACGACGCUGUUUGAGCGCAACUUCGGUUGGCUGCUCGCCGUGUUCGUUUAUAUCACAGUAGUGCUCUCGGCGAUGCAGGUCGCGCUCGCGACUGGCCGCUUUGAGAACGAUCUGCAGUUCCAAAAAGCUUGCUACGUAUUCGCGAUAGCUUCCAUAGUGCUCGUCCUGGCGGCGAUUGCGCUCAUGGUACUGGACUGGUUUGGGCUCUUUUGGUUUCAUAAGUCACGGUAA
Microdochium trichocladiopsis is the source of this 935-nucleotide messenger RNA. RefSeq lists its product as uncharacterized. NCBI's taxonomy places the organism in Eukaryota, Fungi, Ascomycota, Sordariomycetes, Xylariales, Microdochiaceae. The transcript has 2 exons. Bases 18 to 935 code for a protein of 305 amino acids. The record is from RefSeq and is a predicted model, not a curated record.